This is a messenger RNA of Arachis duranensis, 446 nucleotides long. RefSeq lists its product as uncharacterized. Lineage: Eukaryota; Viridiplantae; Streptophyta; Magnoliopsida; Fabales; Fabaceae. The record is from RefSeq and is a predicted model, not a curated record.
UGUUGCUUCCUCCUUUUAUUUUGUCACUUUCGAAGUUAUGAUGGGAUGUUGGUUUUUGAAUUUUUCUUCAAAAACAAAAGAUGGAUUGGAUGUGGUUAGGUGGGGAAAGUGAUUCUCUUCCCUGUUUUUCAGUGUACCCUCACAUGAAAAAUCAGAUUUUGGUGGUUUGGUGGGAGAAAUGACAUCAUCUUCUAUAACAAAUAGUACUAUCUUUUAUUAUUCUAUCAAAAAAGUUAUUUGGUUAAUGAGAGUAGGUAUCGUUACUUGUGACUAACUCCCCUUUGUCAUUUGUUGCAAAUCAAUCGCAUCAGCAAGUACUUUCAUGGCCUCUCUGGUUAUAGGUUUUCUUUCAAAAAGGAAAAACAUUCCCCUUCUACAAAUCACGUCAGAUCUCCUGCUCUUCAUUCUUCCGAUGGAUGAUUAUCUUCCUUCUGCAGAUUUGAUUG